Molecule: messenger RNA, 1545 nt
Organism: Dendroctonus ponderosae (mountain pine beetle)
Lineage: Eukaryota; Metazoa; Arthropoda; Insecta; Coleoptera; Curculionidae
Product: chitinase domain-containing protein 1
Exons: 6
Coding region: 285-1496 (403 amino acids)
Biological process (GO): carbohydrate metabolic process
Cellular component (GO): extracellular region
Molecular function (GO): oligosaccharide binding; chitin binding
Source: RefSeq, a predicted model, not a curated record
UUUUGUAAAUUUAAAAAUGCCAAUAAGUUGUAGAUUUCAUCAUUUUAAGACGAUGUUUUAAUCCAUUUUCGUAAUUAUGUUUACUGAAAUUUUGCGCCUUGACGCACUAAUGAGCCACCGCAGCCACCUUGUAGGAAUGUCACAAUAAAUCUCUGGAAAUUGAUUUUCUAUCUGCAUCGCAACCAAACAGAAGAGAGAGAGAGUUUCCAUCAACUUAAGUAGAAUUUCAGGUUAAGUAUUCAAAAAUGUAAAUAAUACUCUCGAAGAUAAGAAUUGAAAUAAGUAUGGAUAUCUUGAAAAUUGUUUCAAUUGUGGCCUUAAUUCUUGGCGCCCUGUGUGAAAUAAACAGCUCUCAAACCCUGACGCCGAAAAACAGAGGAAGCAAAAAGAAGCCAGACCAAAAACCGAAGAAAAAGCUGACCAAAGCGAUGAAAGGGCCCCAAAAGUCGACAGUUUUUGAUAAAGGUCUUGUGGUCGAAGACGCCAAAGCCAAAGACAUUCUAGCUAAUUAUCAGGCGUUUUUCACUGAAACCGACGACUUCAAUUUUAAUGGCAUGGUUCUGGGCUAUGUAACGCCGUGGAAUAACCAUGGGUAUGAUGUGGCCAAGAUUUUCGGCAAUAAGUUCACCCACAUAAGUCCAGUCUGGCUGCAAAUACGCAGAACAGGUCCAAGGAAAUAUGAAGUUACAGGAACACACGACAUUGAUAAGCAAUGGGUUAUUGAUGUAAAAAACGCUGGCAGGGAACGAAAAACCAAAGUUGUUCCACGGGUUCUCUUUGAAGGCUGGACCGCUGCAGAUUAUCAAGCACUCUUCAGCGAUCCUGAGGAAGCAGCAACAUUGACUGAAACUUUAGUACAAUCUUGCCAAAAAAACAAAUUCGAUGGUUUUGUUCUCGAAGUUUGGUCCCAAAUUGCUGGAGCUGUAAAUUCGGAAAUCCUAGUUGAGCUCAUUCGUUCAAUAGGCAUUGGGUUUGCGCAGAAUAAGUUAGACUUCAUUCUCGUUAUACCUCCAAGGAGAAGCCAGAGGAGUUUAUUUUCUGAAAAGGAAUUUGACGCUCUUUAUGAGUUUGUCACCGCUUUCUCCUUGAUGACUUACGAUUUCUCGCAUCCGGAAAUGCCAGGACCAAAUGCUCCCUUGGGAUGGGUACAAGAGUGCGUUACUGCCCUAACUGCAAACGAAACUAGAAGAGCCAAAAUUUUGAUGGGUCUUAACUUCUACGGGAACGAUUAUCUAACUAAAGGGGGCGGCGGGCAUAUUCUGGGACAUGAACUUGUCGACCGGUUAAAAAAGGUUCCUGAUGCCACUCUUACAUAUGAUGAAAUCUAUGGAGAGCAUUAUUUUGAGUAUCGGGAUGACAAUGAAGUGACUCACAUCGUGUACUACCCUACAUUGUUUUCUAUUUUUGCCAGACUGGAUUUGGCUUUUAAUCUGAAGGUGGGGCUUUCGAUAUGGGAAAUAGGCCAGGGCCUGGAUUAUUUUUACGAUUUGCUUUAACGUUUCCAAACUAUUUAUAUCUGUGAUCGCAAUAUUUAAUUCAUGAGUU